AAAAGUAGGUUACUUCAUUGCCUGAGUGGUUGGUAUUGACAAUAAUAUACCACUAGUUUCUCUAGAAUCUACCCCCGACCUUCUGGCUUCGGCUGAGAAUUUAUGACCGUUCGAGGUUUGUAGAUGCCGGACAAUGUUUGCACACAGCUGUUUAGACUUUGACCUGCUCAGGGCCGUUACAUAUGACUUGCGUAAAACCAUGGAAAUGAUUAACCUGUAACUCACGUGAUGGGGAAGAUUGGGGCAAAAGCACCAAACAGCACACACACAUUAGCCUCCACUUCUCAUACGUAUUCGUCAGCAUGGCUAAUGGUGGCUCAGAGGUCCUCUGCUGAUUUGAACGUCAUUAAAGGGCCGUUGCCAUAACGACGCGUGGGAAGGCCGGGCGUAAUGGGUCUCCAGACGCAGCUCGGACUCCUCCUGUGGAAGAACUUUACACUUCGCAAGAGACAAAAGGUGAGGCUGGUGGUGGAGGUGAUAUGGCCGCUGUUCCUGUUCUUCAUCCUGGUGGGGGUCAGAUCCACCAAUCAUCCCAUCUACAAAGGCCAAUGCUACUACCCCAACAAAGCUAUGCCUUCUGCUGGAGUGUUGCCAUGGAUGCAAGGCAUCAUGUGUAACCUUGACAACCCUUGUGUUAGCAGCCCAACACCUGGAGAGACCCCUGGCCAAGUCAACAAUUUCAACUCCUCCAUCGUUGCGGGGGUGUUAAUCGAACUGCAGACGCUCCUGUCCGUCGGCCUCUCCCCGGCUACGGUCAAACAAUUCUUGGACGACUUUGGCCAGGAGUCCUUGGUUCUUCAAAAUGCCGACCUUGGAAAUGGUCAACUGGUUCCUCUGAGAAGUCUUCUGCGAGACGAUGAAAGUUUCACGGCGUUCCUUCAAGAUGAGCUUGCGGUGUCACCGCCCACCGCUGAGAGUUUAAUGGAGACAAGCCUGCGCCCCAACAUGAUCCCACUGCUCUUGAGGGAGCAGGACCUGAGGUCAGUGCUCUGUGAGGGCCCGGAGCUCGAGAGGUACCUGGAGUUUAGCUCGGAUACCGAUCGGGACGUCUUCCAGAACCUCAGCUGCUCCCUCUCCCCCGCACAGCUGCGCCAGACCAGGGAGGCCUUCCAGCAGAACCUGGACCCCAGAAAUCUUCCCUUAGCUCUGGGUCUAAACCCCACUCAGACUGUCGAGCUCUUCAGCAAAAUGACGACGGACAUGGCCCCUCUGGUAGACCAGAUGCUGAGGACCCAGAGGACACUGUUUAGUCUGACUGAUGGGCUAGACUUCACAAAUGACACAUUCAGCAGUCUGAAUAUGCUCCUGUGUGGGCAAAGACCUGACUUCAACUCCACUGCCACCUUCACCCGAGCCAGGGCUGAUUCACGGGCGGAGUCUGAGAACAGGGACCGCAGUAGCCAGCUGCCAGCUCAGAGAAAUACAAGUGAGUUUUGCCAGACGUUCAUUGACACUCUGGAGGGCACGCCCAGUCUGCGGUACCUGUGGAGCACGUUCAGGCCACUCCUGCAAGGGAAGGUCCUCUUCACGCCAGACACUCCAGUCACCAGACAACUCAUGGCACAGGCGAACAGCACUUUCGAUGCCCUGGCCAGGCUGAAAGGGCUCGGAGAAGCGUGGGAGCAAAAUGAGCCAGAAAUCUGGGACUUCUUUCAAAAUGGCAGCCAAGUCAACACAGUCAGGGACUUGCUGAGGAAUCCCUUUUUUGCGGCAGUCCUAGACCAGCGGCUCAAAGGGACCGGACUAACCGCUGCACUCAUUGCCAACUUCCUGUACAACGGGCCCCCGGAGGACCGCCCGGCGGGGAUGCCCAACUACGACUGGCGCAACGCGUUCAAUACCACCAGCCAGAUUCUGGAGCAGCUGACCAAAUUCAUUGGGUGCCUGGACCUGGACAAGUUUGAGGCCAUGUCAGAUGAGGGCGCGUUGGUGGACCGGGCGCUGGAGCUCCUGAACGAGGAGAAGUACUGGGCAGGGGUGGUGGUGGAAGGCCUCGACGCCAACGCCACUCAGCUGCCGGCUUUUGUCAAGUACAAGAUAAGAAUGGACAUCGAAGAUGUGGAGAGAAGCAAUAAGAUUAAAGACAGGUCAUGGUACCCGGGGGCCCGAGACAACUCUUUUAACGACAUGCGCUACGUGUGGGGGGGGUUCGCCUACCUGCAGGACAUGAUUGACCGCGGGAUUGUCCAGAUGCACACGGGCAAGUCCCAACCCCUCGGAGUGUUCGCCCAGCAGAUUCCGUACCCCUGCUAUGUCGACGACGCCUUCAUCUCAAGCAUCGGUGGCAUCUUGCCCAUGUUCCUGGUCCUGUCCUUCAUGUACACGGUGUGCCAGAUCAUCAAGGGCCUGGUCCUGGAGAAGGAGACCAGGCUGAAGGAGGUGCUGCGGGCCGUGGGCGCCCGUAACGGCGCCCUCUGGUUUGCCUGGUUCACAGAGAACAUGGUUCUGCUCACCGUGCCCUGCGCACUGAUCAGUGUCAUGGUCAAGUACGGGAAGGUGCUGAGUUACAGCGACCCGUCCGUGAUCUUCGUCUUCCUGCUGGUCUUCUGCGUGGCCACCGUCAUGCAGUGCUUCUUCAUCAGUGUGUUUUUCAGUCGGGCAAACCUGGCGGCCGCCUGUGGGGGCCUCAUCUACUUCCUGCUCUACCUGCCGCACAGUCUAUGCUACGCCUGGAGAGAUGUCAUGACCUUCCCGGUGAAGAUUGCUGUGAGUCUCCUCUCCUGCGUGGCGUUUGGCUACGGCUGUGAGAACUUCGCCCGCUACGAGGAGCAGGGCAUCGGCAUCCAGUGGCACAACAUCGCCAGCAGCACUGAGGAGGGAGACGGCUACAGCUUCCUCGUGUCCAUCGUCAUGAUGCUGAUCGAUGCCUUCAUCUACUGGGUCCUCACCUGGUACAUAGAGAACGUCUAUCCAGGCCAGUAUGGCAUCCCCAAGCCGUGGUACUUCCCUUUCACCCGCUCCUACUGGUGUGGCACAGCCGCCAUCUCUGACCUGGGCACAGAGGCUCAGGCACACCCGGAGGACCAGAAAGGUACCACACUGGCAAACCUGGGUGACCAUAAAGGUUACCUAGAGAAGCCUCCCCCGAACGUGAAAGUCGGGGUGUCCGUCAGGAACCUGGUGAAGAUCUAUAAGACGGGGAAGAAGCUGGCCGUGGACGGGCUGAGUAUGGAUUUCUACGAGAACCAGAUCACCUCGUUUCUGGGCCACAAUGGCGCCGGGAAAACAACAUUGAUGUCUAUCCUGACUGGCCUGUUUGCCCCAACCUCCGGGACGGCCAUCAUCAACGGCUUUGAUAUCCGCACCGACAUGGACUCCAUCAGGAAGCACCUGGGAAUGUGUCCUCAACACAACGUCUUAUUCAACGACCUGACCGUGGAGGAGCACAUCUACUUCUACGCCCGCUUGAAGGGACGGAGCAAGAAAGAGGUGGACAUCGAGAUCGACCAGAUGAUUCAAGACGUCGGCCUGCCACACAAGAGGAAGGAGCUGGCGAAGAACUUGUCCGGUGGGAUGCAGAGAAAGCUAUCUGUUGCCAUAGCGUUUGUGGGUGGAUCCAACAUCGUGAUUCUGGAUGAGCCCACCGCUGGAGUGGACCCAUACGCCCGGAGAGGGAUCUGGGAACUCCUCCUGAAGUACAAACAAGGUCGGACCAUCAUCUUGUCCACCCACCACAUGGACGAGGCUGAUAUCCUUGGCGACCGCAUCGCCAUCAUCUCCCACGGCCGCAUGUGCUGCUGCGGCUCCUCCCUCUUCCUGAAGAAGUGUUUCGGCAGCGGCUACUACCUCACCCUGGUGCGCUCCACCGAGGACAAGAUGGCCGCCCAGAGGCCCGCCGUCAAUCAGAACUCAAAGGAUUCUCAGAGUGAUUCAUUGGAUGAUGGCAUCGGCAGUCAAAGCUCAAGCUGUUCAGAUCCCCCAGACGUAGCAGAUGUCAGUAGCCUGAUCAGGAAGCACGUGCCCCAAGCUGUAUUCCUGGAGGGCAUUGGCCAAGAGCUGACCUACAUCUUACCCUACGCGGGCGCCAAAGAUGGCACCUUCGCCCAGCUCUUCAAAGAACUGGACCUGGAGAUGGGCGAGUUGGGCAUCACCAGCUACGGCAUCUCAGACACCACUCUGGAGGAGAUCUUCCUCAAAGUAGCUGAGGAUACUGGUGUGGAUAUGGAACCGCAAGAUAAAACUGAAAGUUUUGCACGCGACUGGAAGCAAAGUCCCCGAGAGUUGCGACGCAACAGCAUUUCUGCUGCAAAGAUCAGCACCGAGCACCAAGCCACCCCUCAAACAGGUGCGCACCAAGCCACCCCUCAAACAGACGGCACUGGAGUGGAACGGAAGGGGAGGUUCACGAGUAAAGUAGAAGACUGGGAGAGGGGCCUCAGUAUGAACGGGAAAGGCUCCUCCGUCAUCACCGGCUUGAGACUCAUCAGACGGCAGUUCCUGGCUCUCUUCAUCAAGCGCUUCCACCACGCCAGACGCAGCCGCAAAGGACUCAUUGCUCAGGUUGUCUUGCCAGCUGCGUUUGUGUGCCUCGCACUCAUCUUCUCCCUCAUCGUUCCUCCGUUCCGUGAAUACCCUAGCCUAGACCUGCAGCCUUGGAUGUACGGUGCCCCACAGAACACCUUCAUCAGUGUGGACGAGCCCAACAUCACGGAGGUCUCCCAGGUGGCCGAGUCCUUGCUGAACGACCCCGGCUUCGGGACACGCUGCAUGCCGGGUAACCCAAUGCCGAAUCUCCCCUGCGAGCCCCAGAAGGCCACGGACUGGUUUACUCCUCCGGUGGACCCCGCCGUCAGUGACAUCUUCGCCAAGGGGAACUGGUCCAUGGCCAACCCCUCCCCUGACUGUGAAUGCAGCACCCCCGAGCGGAGCAUCAUGCUGCCCGACUGCCCCCCAGGAGCUGGCGGACUGCCCCCUCCCCAGAGAACCCAGAACACGACGGAUACUCUUCAUGACCUGACUGGAAGAAACAUGACUGAUUAUCUCUUGAAGACAUACGAGAAAUCAGGCAAAAAUCGGUAUGGAGGUAUUUCGGUCGGAGGAGUGAACUCACAAGUCAAACUGAACGAGUCGGAAAUUGCCACCGUUUUCGAGGAUUUGCAGAGCCUUUUCAAUUCCUCGCAGGAUAACACGACUGAUCAGCUCCUGCAGGACAUGGAGACGUUGCUGAAAGAGCUCGGGACACAGCAUAAUGUCAAGGUGUGGUUCUACAACAAAGGCUUGCAUGCCAUGGUAUCUUUCCUGAGCGUCGCCAACAACGGCAUCCUGCGUGGAAACCUGCCCCCCAGCCUAGACCCACGUCACUUUGGCAUCAGCGUCUCCAACCACCCACUGAACCUUACCAAGGAACAGCUCUCAUACGUGGCCAUGGCCACCACCUCUACGGACGUGGUGGUGUCCAUCUGUGUGAUCUUCGCCAUGUCCUUUAUCCCCGCGAGUUUCGUCCUCUUCCUCAUCCAAGAGCGGGUCAGCAAGGCCAAGCACCUGCAGUUCGUCAGCGGGGUCAACCCUGCAGUCUAUUGGGUCGCCAACUUCGCCUGGGACAUGUGCAACUACAUUGUCCCCUGUGUGAUUGUGAUCGUCAUAUUCCUGUGCUUCCAACAAAAGUCCUACGUCUCACCAGCCAACCUGCCGGCCUUGAUCCUUCUGCUGGUCUUGUAUGGGUGGUCCAUCACACCUAUGAUGUACCCAGCAUCCUUUCUGUUCAGUGUGCCCAGCACUGCGUACGUGGUGCUCACGUGCAUCAACCUCUUCAUUGGGAUCAACGGGAGCGUGGCCACCUUUGUCAUGGAGAUGUUUGACGACGAGAACGUCAGCCACAUCAAUGACAUUGUGAAGCAGGUGCUGCUGAUCUUCCCUCAUUUCUGCCUGGGCAGGGGGCUCAUUGACAUGGCCAAGAACCAAGCCAUCGCCACCCUUUUCCAAAGCUUAGGUGAGGACCGCUUUGAGGACCCCCUGGGUUGGGACAUGGUGGGGAAGAACCUGUUUGCCAUGGCAGUGGAGGGAGCAGUGAUGUUCGCCAUUACGCUGCUCAUUCAGUACAAGUUCUGCUGCAAGGCCAGGCUGGUGUCUGUGGUGCCAUCAUCGGAGGCUGAGGAGGAUGAGGAUGUGGCCCGUGAGAGAGCACGUAUCAGCCAGGGCAGUGCUGACAAAGACCUGCUCCGGAUAUGUGACCUCACCAAGGUGUACUCUGGGAAGAAGGUUCCGGCUGUGGACAGAAUCUGUGUGGGCGUCCCGGCGGCAGAGUGCUUCGGGCUGUUGGGCAUUAAUGGCGCUGGGAAGACCACCACGUUUAAAAUGCUGACGGGGGACAUCGCCGUCUCCGGUGGGGAGGCCUUCCUAAACGGCCACAGCAUCCGGACAGAAAUGCAAUCGGUCCACCAGAAUAUGGGUUACUGUCCGCAGUUUGAUGCCAUCGAUGACCUCCUGACCGGCCGAGAACACCUAGAGUUCUACGCCCGGCUCCGUGGCGUGCCUGAGAAAGAGGUUGCCAUGGUGGCGGAGUGGGGCAUCCAGAAGCUGGGUCUGCUCAAGUACUCCAACAAGUCCGCUGGCACCUACAGCGGGGGCAACAAGCGCAAGCUCUCCACAGCCAUGGCUCUGAUUGGCUGCCCGCCCGUCGUCUUCCUGGAUGAGCCCACGACAGGCAUGGACCCCAAAGCGCGUCGGUUCCUGUGGGACUGUAUCCUGAGUGUCAUCAAACAGGGCCGCUCCGUCAUCCUCACCUCACACAGCAUGGAGGAGUGUGAAGCUUUAUGUAGUCGCAUGGCCAUCAUGGUCAAUGGACAGUUUAAAUGCCUGGGCAGCAUUCAGCACCUGAAGAGCAGGUUUGGGGACGGCUACACGGUGAUCGUGAGGGUGGGGGGCUCAUCCCCACUCCUGGGGCCGGUGGAGGAGUUUGUGAGGGCCACCUUCCCCGGGAGUGUGCUGAAGGAGAAGCACCACAACACCCUGCAGUACCAGCUGCCACACGUAGAGGGCUCUCUGGCCAUGAUCUUCAGCCAGUUCACCAAACACCAGCAGGGGCUUGGCGUGGAGGACUACUCUGUCUCCCAGACAACGCUGGACCAGGUCUUUGUCAACUUCGCCAGGCUUCAGCACGACGAGGACGAUGACGCCCAGGCCCACGGCAAUGUGGAUGACGCCCAGGCCUACGACAAUGUGGUGGACCUGACGGAUGAGACGCCUGCUGGCAAAAUAAAAUAGUCCACUCUCUACCCUUGGAGUCGGAGGGCAAACUCAAACUCAGGCACUUUAAUGAUUGUGUCAUGCUCUGGCAUUUUUUGAUAAUUUAAGCAACUUUAAAAACAGUGGCUUCAAAGUCACAUGUGUAUAUAUUUAUAACAAUAUAUAUGUAUUAUUAUUUUUUUUGUAAUACUUAAUUAAAGUGCAAACAUUAGUCAGUAGAUGAAUACUUAAAGAAUGUACCUUUUUCAGCUUGCUGUUAGCCCUUUUGUGUGUGAAAUAGCUCAUAAUAGCUCAUAAUUCAGUCUUGGGAUUCUAUGAAGAUUUGUCCUGACAAAACCAAAUGUUCUAUGCUUUAAAAAAGAAUAUUAUUACAAAGGGUUCCUAAUGGCCCCAAUAAUCUUAAAAGAUUGCAGGUAGAAUCAUUACGGUUCUGGCAUAAAAACAAGAUUUCAACUCGUACAAGAUCAUUUUCUACUCAUAUACUGCAUAUUCUGGCAAGAUGGAACACACCUUGCUUGUUUUAAUUUAUACCUCAUAACUAUAAUACCCAAUCAUUAAGUUGCUUGACAUAUUUUUGUACUUUGUACUGUUUUACUAUUGUACUUUCUUUAUCAAUUUAGUUUAGUUAUUUAAUGUUUGAAUAAGACCAAGUGCAAUAAUGUCAUACAGGCUACAAUAACAUACGAGAAUGUUUAUGACUUGAAAAAUACAUUAUAUGUCAACAUACUGUAAACUACAUGGCGUUUACAUCCAUACACAAUGUUCUACAACAAUGCUCUACACAAAGAGUCUACAGCAUCUUUAGCUAGAUGGGCUAUGAAGUUGCGUGUCAUGUUACCUGUGUUCAAACUGCUCACUGUUGCUUUGCCAUACUGCUAAACUGAGAGAUUUUGUAUCUGUUUUUAUCAGAUGCACCUGAUUUCUAAACAAAGAUGAUAUACUUUUCCUUUCUAAACAAGAGCAAACACUUAAUAUCAUCCUUGAAAUAGAUUGCCAAAAUAAAACUGUGAUAGUUUAUGCAACUGAAUAACAGCCAAGAUACAUAUUUUACUGUUUAUUUUCACAAUACACUGGCUGGCAAUGUGGGGAUACUGCACCUUGCACAAUAGUUUUUACUUUCUCUCUAUUAUGAACAUGAUUUGUUGAGAAGUCUCAAGAAUUGCUGGGAGAUCCACUAUACCUACAAAUGAUCACUAUUAACUAACAUCAACAAAUACAUUAAAACAUCUUGGACUGAAUUAGGCGAAACGGAGUUCCCAAUGUGUCCUCUUUAGUACCUUGUGAGCGCCAUAGGACAGAACAGAACUCUUAUUGGCUGACAUGCACUGCCAUGGACCACCCUUACGGUGGCACAGGGCCCAGUCCGUAACCCGCGGGACUUAACAUCGUCUGACAUGCCCGACAUGCCGAGCUCCAGAGACUAAACACAAAUCAGCUCAGGUCUGCAGUCCAACCCAGUUUACACAGGUGAUGAGUUUAAAGGCUCAGUGUCCAACCCAGUUUACACUCAGGUGAUUCCACUUAUUGGGUUGGCAUUUGGUGAGUUUAAAGGCUCAGUGCCAGUUUACACUCAAUUGGAGUUUAAAGGCUCAAUGCCUCUUCUCUUCAACUUGGCUUUACUCCUGAUUAUGUCCACUGCACACUUAGUAGUAUCUGUUUCACCAUUAGGUCUCAGUGUUUUCAACCUGACAUGUCCCUCCUGGUAGCUAGGUUUGCUUAGGGUUAUUUUCCUUAGUCUUAAAUGUACCUCAAGCGCAGCCUUCUGUGUAUGUUGGAACCAGUCCAGUUUUCCUCAUGGAUCUUUGACUAGCUGUAGUCCUUCACCUCGUCUGAAUGAACUUUAGAUGGUUCGAUUUUAACAGCUGCACAAUCCCACAGUGCACUUUGUCAUCUUGAAUUAAAUACCUCACACAAGGAUCUUUUUGUUUUUCCUACCCCCACCACCCCACCCCAUCCCCUUUAAAAAUUAACACAAUCCAUCAUCUCUGCAUGCUCCACAAGGGCCUGGAGAGUGUUCUUAGUGCAAACUCCAUGUUUUGUAUGCCAGUCAUUGGUCUCUCCUCUGCCAUCUUGUUCUUAGCCCAGAAUAAUGAAUCCUAUUUGUACUGAGUAUUGCUUUAUGGCGAGGCAGAUGAUUAAACAUUUGCACAAAUUGUCAAA
Messenger RNA from Clupea harengus (Atlantic herring), 9345 nucleotides. Its product is annotated as phospholipid-transporting ATPase ABCA1-like. Gene Ontology annotation, cellular component: intracellular membrane-bounded organelle; membrane. Gene Ontology annotation, biological process: lipid transport; transmembrane transport. The transcript has 51 exons. Gene Ontology annotation, molecular function: ABC-type transporter activity; lipid carrier activity; ATP hydrolysis activity. NCBI's taxonomy places the organism in Eukaryota, Metazoa, Chordata, Actinopteri, Clupeiformes, Clupeidae. The record is from RefSeq and is a predicted model, not a curated record. The coding region runs from base 391 to 7203 and encodes 2270 amino acids.